Micropterus salmoides (largemouth bass) is the source of this 1223-nucleotide messenger RNA. RefSeq names its product chromosome unknown C11orf16 homolog (gene cunh11orf16). The coding region runs from base 274 to 1146 and encodes 290 amino acids. The transcript has 4 exons. Lineage: Eukaryota; Metazoa; Chordata; Actinopteri; Centrarchiformes; Centrarchidae. The record is from RefSeq and is a predicted model, not a curated record.
UCAUGGCGUCCCGUGGUCACUCAGGUGCAGUCUGGGUAAUUCCUUCCGCCCGGUUACCUCCUACAUGCUGUCUGAUCAAACCCUGAGUCCAGAAUUCUUUCCAGGAUGCAGAGUGCUUGCCAGGAGGGAGGUGGAUGGCCUCUACUACAUGGGCACUGUAAUACAGCAAAUACAGGGCCGCAUAGGAGUUUGGGUUGUAGACUUUGACCAUUCAGGAGGCGCUGCUUUUUGGGGUUGACCUCCUCCCAGAGGCAGCUGGUUUGCUCCCUCGACAUGUUGAACCACACAAGAGCUAGCACACAUUGUCUGGUACCUGGUGAUACUGUCCUUUCGCCUUGGGAGCCAGAUCUGAAGAGAUACGGUCCGGGGAGAGUGAUGGCCACACAACGUAGAGAUUGUUUUGGAGUCGAUGGUGUUACAUGCCUCCGGGUGCUGAUGUGGAACAGGUGUGUGUCACUGGUUCCUGGCGGCCUGGUUUUGCCCAUUUCAGCUUCUCAGCAUGACAGAAUAGUCAGGGAGCUCCAAAUCCCGACAUCAGCCUCCAGUCGUUGCUGCAACUGGCUUUGUGCUCGCAGCUCCUCCUGCACUCCCCGGCUGUUCUGCACCGACCGGUGUCCGUCUUCUUCUUCCUGCUGUUCAGUCACAAGUCACUGGCCAGGCUCAUUUCCACCAAGUUAUAGCUCAAGCUGUGGAAGAAUGGAUGGAUUUGAGAGGGCAGAGCAAGAUAAACAGGUGGACCUCAAAGACACAGAUGUGGGGAAAAGUGAGGUGCCCUUUUCCUCCACCUCCUCCUCCUCAUCUCUUUCUGAGGAUGAGACCAGAGCAAUGUUUCCUCCUGCAAUGAAGCUGAGAAGUAAACAACAGCGUCCCCCAUGGAAGUACUGGAGGCGAACUGGGCCAGAGCCACAACACAGACAGCCAGGGAAUGCAGUGCCAAAGAGGACAUCACAACCUGUAAGAUUUAGCUCCUCUGUCCCACAUAUCAGCUCCUCGCCCAAUCACAGCUCUCUGUUUCAGUCGCUUGCUGGUGCUAAAGGAAGAAGAGCAAACAUCAGAGAUGUUUUUGGAACGACCUUAUUCAAACCUCGACCACCAAUGGGACUGAAGCCUUUCUCUGGCAACAAUACAACUUCUGCUUACACUUAAUACGUCUGUGUGUGUAGAGAUAAAAACCUCACCAUAUACCUAUAUAAAGUUGGAAUAAACAAGCAAGAAACUGAUUU